AGUCCACUGUGCAGUCUCUCCUGUUUUCCUCCCCAUCACUACACAUAUGAACAGUCGCUUGUGGUAGCCCUGCCUAUUGAGCUCUAAACAUCUGGAACACCUCAUAUUUGUUUUACAAGGCAGAGGCGAACACCCUGUGCCCGAGAUAGAGGAGUGAGACAGCAGCAGCACCAGGACGGACCACUUGACACCUUGCUUCACGGCAUCGAUAUGCAGUAGUGUGAUACCAGGUCUGCGGAGACGGGAAGGCCAGUCCAUGGCAUCUUGAUAUUAAAACCGUUAGGUCUGCGUAUUCUUCAUCAACGGCGUAGUCUUUUGUUCUGCAGAGUCGAAGGGAUUAACGUUGCAAGAUAGAGGCGGCGAGGGAGAAAAUCUUCACAAGUAUUCAAUUUGACCAGAUUCUGUUUGGGGGAUUCGUGGGAUAUCACUGGACCCGCGAUGGACUCCAGCGCGGGGGAAUAUGGCAUGGCCCGUCUUGGAUUGUUUUUGGUUUUGAUGGGAUUGUGGAGAUUUAGCGAUGCUUGUCCAGAAUCCUGCACUUGCAGCAUCUCAAGGAUUGUUUGUAUUGAUUCUGUACCAGGGAUCGAGGAUUUCCCUGUCCUCACGUUAGAUGACAUGGAAAACAUCACCGAAAUAUACAUUGCUAAUCAACCCAGGCUGUUUGACAUCAAUAACAACAGUUUGAAGCACUACAUAAACCUCAGAAACCUAACAGUGACGAAGACAAGUUUGUCAUCUAUAUCAUCGGAUGCCUUCUCCAACCUUACAAGACUUCAAUAUGUAAAUCUCAGAGACAAUGAUCUAACAACAUUGUCAUGGAGAACAUUUCAGAACUUUAACUCAACUUAUCCGCUCCUCUUGUCUGGAAACCCUCUGGACUGUGUUUGUGAGAACCUUUGGAUAAAACCGAGGAUCCAAGAAGAAGCUGAAGGUCAAGAGCUGAAAUGCAUAGACGACAGAGGAGUGACACAGGCCUUUGCCACACUCACUCCACCAGACUGUGUGUUUCCCAAAGUAGACAUCAGCCCCAGAACUGUGACGAAGAUGCAGGGGAGUAAUGUCACAGCAGUGUGCAGUGCUUCAGGCUCCCCUCCUCCUAAGAUCCAGUGGAACCGUGAUCUGCUCUCUACCCCCAGCGAGAUUGAAUUUCUGGAAACAGAGAGCAACCUCACCUUAUCAGGCCUGUCUCCUGACGAUAAUGGCAAGAUGAUCAUAUGCAGCGCUGCAAACAUGGUUGGUCAAAUGGAGGCCACUCUUCAGCUCAAUAUUCUCUUUGCCCCCACCAUCCAGCAGCUGCUGGGGCCAGAGCGGGACCACCACUGGUGCAUUCCCUUCAGCGUAACAGGGAACCCUAAGCCUGAGCUGCAGUGGUACCAUGAGGACGUACCUCUUGAGGAGCAGGACUACAUCCGCACCAUGAUUCACCUGUCCACUGAGAGCGAGUACCACGGCUGCCUGCAGCUGGUCAAUCCUACGCACAUCCACAACGGAGUGUACAAGCUGGUGGCAGAGAAUAAGUUCGGCCUGGACGAGAAGAAGGUCUCUGCCCAGUUCAUCGACCCACCUGACAUCAACCACACAGACGAGAACUUCUACUACUUCACCACUGACUCGCCACUCCCUCCACUGGACGACAGUGUUGCAGUGUACGUAGUUGUGGGAAUUGCAGGAGUUGCUUUGACUGGAUGUGUUUUGAUGGUGAUCAUUCUGAAAUAUGGAAGAAACUCCAAGUUUGGUAUUAAAGGCUCCUCCUCAGUCAUCAGUAAUGACGAUGACUCUGCCAGCCCUCUUCAUCACGUCUCCAAUGGCAACAACACCCCGUCGUCCUCAGAGAUGGGUCCAGACGCAGUGAUCAUUGGAAUGACAAAGAUUCCUGUCAUUGAGAACCCACAGUACUUUCGUAACUCCGGCAGCAUUCUGAAAUCUGACACGUUUGUCCAGCACAUCAAGAGACACAACAUCGUACUGAAGCGAGAGCUGGGAGAAGGAGCCUUUGGGAAGGUGUUUCUCGCUGAGUGCUACAACCUGACACCAGACCAGGAGAAGCUCCAUGUGGCAGUCAAGACUCUGAAGGAGGCGAGUGAGAGCGGCCGAGCAGACUUCUACAGAGAGGCCGAGCUCCUCACCAACCUGCAACAUGAACACAUAGUGACCUUCUACGGGGUGUGUGUAGAGAGCGACCCGCUCAUCAUGGUGUUUGAAUAUAUGAAACAUGGUGACCUGAACAAGUUCCUCAGGUCCCAUGGUCCUGAUGCAGUGCUAAUGGCGGACGGUCAACACAGUAUCUUGGUGGAGCUCACGCAGUCCCAGAUGCUGCACAUUGCCCAACAGAUUGCUGCUGGUAUGGUUUACCUGGCCUCCCAGCACUUUGUCCACAGAGACUUGGCAACCAGGAACUGUCUGGUAGGAGAAAACCUGCUGGUGAAGAUAGGAGACUUUGGCAUGUCCAGAGAUGUUUACAGCACAGACUACUACAGAGUGGGCGGUCAUACGAUGCUGCCAAUCCGCUGGAUGCCCCCAGAGAGCAUCAUGUACCGGCGGUUCACCACAGAGAGUGAUGUGUGGAGCCUUGGUGUGGUGCUGUGGGAGAUCUUCACAUAUGGCAAGCAGCCCUGGUACCAGCUCUCCAACAAUGAGGUGAUCGAGUGCAUCACCCAGGGCCGUGUGCUGCAGCGGCCCCGGACCUGUCCUAAAGAGGUCUAUGACCUGAUGCUGGGCUGCUGGCAGAGGGAGCCCUACAUGAGGCUGAACAUCAAGGAGAUCCACAGCAUGCUCCAGAGCCUUGCCAAGGCCUCACCUGUGUACCUGGACAUACUGGGCUGAUGCACCAGUGUUUGCGUAUGUACUCUGCGUGCAUGCGUGCCAGCUGGGGCUUUGUAUGUUGGACAGGUCUUUGUCUGUUUGUCUGCACGUGAUGGCACAGAGAGGAGAAGGGGAAACAAAGGCUGUGUCACUGUGUGAGUGCGUCUGUGUACAGUACCUGGCUGUAAAUGUUACUGUAAAUGCUGUCGUCCAUGUCCUCAUUACAUCAAGAAUAGCCUUAAAUUUUGAGUGAAUUUGUUUUUUUUUUUAUCCACUUGCAGAUAUUACCUGGGCAUGUUUCACAAAUGGCAAUCAAAAUGCACACAGGAUUAUGUAACUUUAUCCAAACCAUCAACAGUAUAUGUUAAAGGAAUAAAAAUGAAUGAAAUGCUCAGAUACACUGAAAACUGGAUAUUUCUGUCUACACUUGUUGCAUUAAAUUAUUCCAUGUGCUGGAAAUGAACAAAGGGAAAAUAAUGUUUCUCCAUAAUGGACAGUGUAUGGACACCACACAAAGCAACAUAAUCUGCCACAAGAUAAAGUUACUCACUGAGUAACAGCUGAAGCCUUUUAUUUUCUAUAUCCCAGACUAUUUUCAUAUUGUAGAAUUUAUAAAUGUCGGCUUCUUUUCAUAGCAAGCUAUUCAUUUAAAUCUGUAAUUUUUGGGUCAUCAGGAGAAACUUGUUUUAAUUGUAAACAUGUGUGUAUAUGAUUACAUACAUAAGUUAAAAAUAGUGAAACCCAUACAGAUUCUCAUAGAUGCCUGGUAUAUAUAACUUCCCAGUGGGACUUUCUAAUUUAAAAUAAAUGCUGAGGUUGUGUUUAAUAAUGCCACCAUUUGCCAUAUUGUUUAUAAUCUGUUCAUCAACUAUAUUUACUGAGUGGUGUCUAAAUGUUGGAGUGCUCCACUCACUUCACAGUCCUUUCAUUUGACGUACUGUAUCUAAAGCACAGAGAAUGAGGACUCGGCGGUGCUGGGUUGUGUCUGUCUGGAAAAAAGAAGCGCACAGGUUGUUUUUGUUUUUUUUUUGUUUUUUUCCAUUCACCAGCAAUGUCAUUUAGCAAAUCUCUAUUGUUCGGUGGCCCAUAUCUGUAAGUGAUGUGAUUUUUUUUGCAUCUACAAAAGACAAGUUUUCACAUGUUGUGGGUGAUGUUGCAUUUACAGUUUGAGGAGAAAGGAUAAGGAUUUCACUUCAUUAUCUAAUUUCUAGCAGGCACUGACAGAGCAUUUUGAUGCAGUUUACUGAUGCACCGAUGAAGGUUUUACUGUAUUUAUUGUGUGUUUCUUUAUUUUCAGCACUUUGGUUUUGUAUGUAUUGCAAUUGCUACUUGUGUAUUUGUUAUUUAUUUAAAUCACAGCAGUGCACUUUGGAGGACUUAUCUUUAAUUCUACAUAAUAGAGUAAAAGACUGCAGUAAAAGGAUUAAUUGUCUGAUUGCCCUUAAGGUGUCCCAGGGGCGCUUUCAUCUCUCUGAGAGGCCUCCAACAGCCGAGUGGUGACUGAUACGGCUCCUCCUGAAGCACAUUUAUACAGGCAGAGGAUGCUUGAAAAAUUGUUUUAAAAUAUGUUCUUGUGAUCAUUUUCCAAAUUAUCUGUAAUAUUUCUGUUUACCUGAGAUUACAAAAUGGUUAAAAUGUUAAAGCAAGUGUGGUGGUUCAGGUCUGUAGUCCAAACUCUUGCAUUAGUCAGCAGCAAUUACUCCUUCAUAAUAGCCAUCAUGUAUUUCCAUAUGGAGGCAUAAAGCAGUAAGGCUCUUUGCUGAGACAAUAAGUUAAGUGCACUUUGUAGCAUUAAUUAAACCCCCAAAUGCACAAUCUCAGUAGCUGCGUUCAGCAUGGACCACUCUCCACCUCAACCUCAGCUGCACUUUACAACAAAGAUAAAACAUUUCACCUUUGCUAUUCUGACCACGACGGAAGCAAGUCCUAAUCUUGACAGUUCCCAUGUCCCUCUUUGUUUUUGUUACAGUGUUUGUCAGGUCUCUAUAAUUGUCAUGUCUGCUGUACAUACAUUGCUGUUCAUUCUGUACAGUUCUGAUAUUUGUCUAUAUGAAUAGUAGGCUAUGUUUAAUAGUAUAAUCUGUUUUAAGCAGGUAUCAUGUCAAAACCGUGUGACAUCUAUGGAAGACAACGUGUUAUGGGCCACUGGCAAUACAUACUAUAUGUAAAUAGAAUUUUAUUUGUGCUACAUUGUAUAAUUUAUUUGUGCUUGUUGAUAAUACCAGUGAGAAUACAAUCCUUUUUUGGCAUCUUUUGAUCUGCAGAGGACUUUCUUUGAAGAAGAAAAAACUAAAAAAGAAACGUGAUCUCUUCUUUCCUCUCCACCGUAACGUGGAGCUUACACAGAGGCUGUGUGAGAUGCUCCGUCUGUCUGUAGGACCAUAGACUCUAGAUCUGAUUAAACAUCAUGAUCUCUCCGAGCUGAUGGGUGUCCUAGCAGACGUGUGUCCAGUGGUGAGGAGGUCAAAGGUCGCCUCCUGGCUAACCCCCACUGCUCAACCUCUGACUGACUGUAGCCUAUCUCUCUUUCAGAUGAAUAACUGUGACUUUGCAUCAUGAAUAGUAUAUUAUUUUGAAUGUAAUCUAGAAGGGUCGGGACCUUUUUUGAAUGUAAUUUAU
Monopterus albus (swamp eel) is the source of this 5421-nucleotide messenger RNA. It is a transcript of the gene ntrk2b, whose product is annotated as neurotrophic tyrosine kinase, receptor, type 2b. Gene Ontology annotation, cellular component: plasma membrane; axon; signaling receptor complex. The coding region runs from base 439 to 2823 and encodes 794 amino acids. Gene Ontology annotation, molecular function: ATP binding; brain-derived neurotrophic factor binding; brain-derived neurotrophic factor receptor activity. The transcript is spliced from 18 exons. Gene Ontology annotation, biological process: cellular response to brain-derived neurotrophic factor stimulus; trans-synaptic signaling by neuropeptide, modulating synaptic transmission; cell surface receptor protein tyrosine kinase signaling pathway. NCBI's taxonomy places the organism in Eukaryota, Metazoa, Chordata, Actinopteri, Synbranchiformes, Synbranchidae. The record is from RefSeq and is a predicted model, not a curated record.